Mercurialis annua (annual mercury) is the source of this 716-nucleotide messenger RNA. RefSeq names its product protein LITTLE ZIPPER 3. NCBI's taxonomy places the organism in Eukaryota, Viridiplantae, Streptophyta, Magnoliopsida, Malpighiales, Euphorbiaceae. Bases 313 to 573 code for a protein of 86 amino acids. The record is from RefSeq and is a predicted model, not a curated record. The transcript has 2 exons.
GGGUUUGUGUGUAUGCCAACCAUCUCUUUAGACUUUCUGAAACAGUCAUCAAAAACGCCCAAGAAAAAUAAAAAUCAUUCAUCUUCUUGCAUUUCUUCUUGGCCAUUGUAAUCAUGAGUUUUUUUUGCCAUCAUUACCAUGAAAAACCUGUCUCUCUCUCCCCUUCUAUAUAACUACACAUUUAUUUCUCAUGUCUUCUUCAUCUCCACAUACCUCUAAAAUUUCAAAAGUUUUUUUACUUCCCUUUUCAGUUUCUCUCAUCCUUUUUGUUUUAUCUUCUUGCUAGUAACUUAAUUUACAAGAAACACUAAAAUGUGUUUAAAGCUUUCGAGACCGAGCCCGAGUAUUCAUAUCGUUUUCCGCAACAAAACGACAAAUGAUCUUCUGUCUCACCGUUUUCGAAGGAGGAGGAGAAUGGAAAUGAAGAAUUUGAAACUUCACAAGAAGAACAAAAACAUGAUUGAAGAGAAUGAGAAACUAAGAAAGAAAGCUUAUCUUCUUAACCAAGAAAACCAAGCUUUAUUAUUUCAGCUUCAAAACAGUAUUUCUAAUAAGUCAGUGGUUGCCUCUUAACAACUAUAUAAGCAAGACUAAAUAAAUAAAUAUAUAUAGGUAAUUUAUAUACUCUGUACUGUGGUAGAAGAGGAUUAAAUAUAGGUAUACUGGAUCAAUCUUUAUUGCUAGCAUUGUUUAAUAAUAUAAUUAAUCUUUUAUUA